This is a messenger RNA of Drosophila gunungcola (fruit fly), 946 nucleotides long. Its product is annotated as probable G-protein coupled receptor Mth-like 7. NCBI's taxonomy places the organism in Eukaryota, Metazoa, Arthropoda, Insecta, Diptera, Drosophilidae. The coding region runs from base 105 to 881 and encodes 258 amino acids. The record is from RefSeq and is a predicted model, not a curated record. The transcript is spliced from 6 exons.
AGAAUCGGCUCAGUUUUUCUGCUGUUGAUAUAAAAACUAAGCAAUCUGCAAUCGACGGUUAGUCGAAUUGGGCACUUCGUAUUGAAAGUUGUACAUUUUACACCAUGCUUUGGAAAGUAAUCGGCGAUUUAAUAACCAUGACUUGCGCUGGCCUAACAAUUGCAGUGUAUCUCUACGUGGAAAAACUUCGAAAUGUGCUCGGAAAGUGCAUUGUCAGCAACCUUUGCUGUUUGCUCAUCAUUUCUCUGGAUAGAAUUGCUGAUAAUAUGGUUAAAUUUAUCGAUAUGCCUCCAAUAUUAGAUAACGUUGUCGUUGACUUCGCAUUCGCUUACUAUCUCUGGUUUUCUAUCAUUAGCUAUCACCUGUGGAAAUUGCUAACGUCACUUAGUUGCGCUGAAAAUCCUAAUCAGUUUCGGAUCUACAGCAUCUUUGUCUGGGUCACAACUUCUAUUUAUGUUUCAGCCUUAUAUAUAAUGCGACGCUAUUUAAACAUCAGUUCAGAAACGGCAAGUCUCAUGAUAUGUUUGCCUAAAUGUGUCGCAUAUGGCUUCAACGUUGUAAUGUUUAUCCUAACGGCUCACUACAUGAUCAAAGUGAAAAGAGAACUGAACCGGUAUAAGGUACAGGAGGAGACGACGGUGACCUGCCUUGAUAUCGACAGUCAGACUUAUCUACAGUUUGUGCGAAUCUCUGCCUUGAUGGGCGUGUCUUAUAUCAUUUUCGCAAUUUUUUACUAUAUUAGACAAAGUUAUUUUAAUGAACGGCCAUUUUGGGUUGUCAUCUGUUUCGAUCGCUUUUAUGGUGCUUUCAUUUUUUUGAUGCUCAUUCCAAGGCGCAGCACACUUAGCCUGCUAGUGGACAGCUUUGCAGCGCAAGCUUAAAAGUUUCACCGAAAUGCUCCGCAGUCCUCAUUUUAUUAUCUACACAACACCAAAAAUAAUUAUUG